AUGGAUGAUGAUGAUGAUGAAAGUAAGAGUAGGAUAAAGGAACGGAAAGAAGAGGAGGAAGAGGGGGAGGAGGAAGAGAAGGAAGAGGAGGAGGAGGAGGAGGAGGAUGUAGAAGAGGAACGGAAAGAAGAGGAGGAAGAGGGGGAGGAGGAAGAGAAGGAAGAGGAGGAGGAGGAGGAGGAGGAUGUAGAAGAGGUAUAG
This is a messenger RNA of Loa loa (African eye worm), 201 nucleotides long. RefSeq lists its product as hypothetical. The record is from RefSeq and is a predicted model, not a curated record. Lineage: Eukaryota; Metazoa; Nematoda; Chromadorea; Rhabditida; Onchocercidae. Bases 1 to 201 code for a protein of 66 amino acids. The transcript is spliced from 3 exons.